AUGGCCUGCUGUCUGUCGGAGGAGGCGCGCGAGCAGAAGCGCAUCAACCAGGAGAUCGAGAAACAGCUUCAGCGUGAUAAACGCAAUGCACGAAGAGAGCUCAAACUUCUCUUAUUAGGUACUGGAGAAUCAGGGAAGUCGACGUUCAUUAAACAGAUGCGAAUUAUUCACGGGAACGGUUAUUCAGAUGAAGAUAAACGGGCUCAUAUUCGACUAGUUUAUCAAAAUGUCUUCAUGGCCAUACAAUCAAUGAUUCGUGCAAUGGAUACGCUUGGCAUUGAGUUUGGCGACCCUUCAGAAGAACUGCAAGAGAAAGCAGCGGUCGUACGUGCAGUGGACUUCGAGAGCGUUACUUCUUUCGAGGAGCCUUAUGUGUCGUACAUCAAAGAACUCUGGGAAGAUAGUGGCAUCCAGGAGUGUUAUGACCGCCGGCGAGAGUACCAACUAACUGACUCAGCUAAGUAUUAUCUGUCGGACCUUCGACGGUUAGCAGUGCCAGACUAUUUACCGACAGAACAAGACAUUCUGCGGGUUCGAGUACCUACGACCGGUAUAAUAGAGUAUCCCUUCGAUUUGGAGCAGAUAAUUUUUAGGAUGGUUGACGUCGGAGGACAACGUUCUGAGCGACGGAAGUGGAUCCACUGCUUCGAAAACGUCACUUCAAUUAUGUUCCUGGUUGCGCUGUCGGAGUACGAUCAAGUUCUGGUCGAGUGUGACAAUGAGAACCGUAUGGAAGAGUCGAAGGCGCUGUUUAGGACAAUUAUCACAUAUCCAUGGUUCACGAAUUCGUCCGUCAUCCUCUUCCUGAACAAAAAAGAUUUACUGGAAGAGAAGAUAUUAUAUUCACAUUUAGCUGACUAUUUUCCGGAAUACGACGGUCCUCCACGAGAUCCGAUAGCUGCGCGCGAAUUCAUACUGAAAAUGUUCGUCGAUUUGAACCCGGAUGCAGACAAGAUCAUUUACUCCCAUUUCACAUGUGCAACAGAUACCGAAAACAUCCGUUUCGUGUUCGCUGCUGUAAAGGACACGAUUCUGCAGCAUAAUCUCAAGGAGUAUAAUCUGGUGUAA
Messenger RNA from Necator americanus (New World hookworm), 1068 nucleotides. RefSeq lists its product as uncharacterized. The transcript has 8 exons. Gene Ontology annotation, biological process: phospholipase C-activating dopamine receptor signaling pathway; adenylate cyclase-modulating G protein-coupled receptor signaling pathway. The record is from RefSeq and is a predicted model, not a curated record. Gene Ontology annotation, cellular component: heterotrimeric G-protein complex. Gene Ontology annotation, molecular function: GTPase activity; G-protein beta/gamma-subunit complex binding; G protein-coupled receptor binding. Bases 1 to 1068 code for a protein of 355 amino acids. NCBI's taxonomy places the organism in Eukaryota, Metazoa, Nematoda, Chromadorea, Rhabditida, Ancylostomatidae.